Magallana angulata is the source of this 1917-nucleotide messenger RNA. RefSeq lists its product as uncharacterized. Lineage: Eukaryota; Metazoa; Mollusca; Bivalvia; Ostreida; Ostreidae. The transcript has 4 exons. The record is from RefSeq and is a predicted model, not a curated record. Bases 186 to 656 code for a protein of 156 amino acids.
AUCACUGUGUAAAUGGGCAUUAUCAAACCCCAUAUGCUCGACAACGGAACCCAAAGCCGCUAUUUAUCAACACAAGGCCGAAAGAGGUGACUGCCGUGUUCCGCUGGAAAGCGACAAAUAAUAAUGGCUGAACAGCAGGAACAACAUGCUGGAACUUUUUAUGCUUCCCGUUUGAGUUUGUAGCAAUGGAGAGUAGCACAGUUCCUCUCCGCCAUGCAAACUUACAAGGGAACGUCAAAUUACCGCGGAGGUUUGCGGUGCCCGGAAGUUGUGAAACGUCGACGGACCGGAUGGAGGAUCUAGCUCGGGCUAUGACUUGGGUCAGACAAGAACUGAUACAGUUACGUCAGCAUGACAUCCUUCUAAAGAGACAAUUUUGCGACAUACAGCACACAAUACGGUCCUUACAAAAAAAUCGUGUUCCACGUCACGUAAUUAUGUCUUCUACCUCAAGUCUUCAGUCGACCGCCAGCAGUGUUGACAUCACAAUGGAGAAUUAUGGGGUGAGGACGGCGACUAGUGCUACUCUGCUACAAGAGUGUGAGGACACUGUGGACGAAACGUUUUCUUUCGGACGACCUCGAACUUCGUCAAUGAAAACGACACGUGAUCUUGCUGCGCUUGCGCGUAGAAGAGGAAGUAAAGAAAUGAUAUGACGUCAUUCAGAUACGGAUUGUAUGUGCACACAGACUGGACUACUAAGGUAGUUUCACCAUUGCACUUAGCAAGAACACUGGGCUACGUAGAGGGGAUAUGAAGCAGAUAUCUUGCAUAUUGUAUUGUUUAUGUACAUGUGUAUAUCUUUUCGAAUGUAAAAGAAAGCGAACAAUGUCAUAAAAAUGCAAAAAGAACUGCAGUUGUCGCCAAAUGUUUUGCUUAAGGAAAAUUUGUGCUGUUAGAUUCUGUUUUAACUAGCAUCCACAACAAGAAUUUGUUAUCCAUUAAACAAAAAACAAACAACACUUUACCAUGAUUUUAAAACCAAGUCUAAAUUGGUCUUAUCAGACUCUGAUAACAACAGAAAUCGAUCUACCAGUUGCUUUUGUUUUUGGGUCUUUUAAUCAUAAAUACAUUAUUCAAGUUGCGUUCCACGCAAAUUUUGCAGACCAAGCGCAAAAAAGCACUAAAUUGAAAUCCGGCACUAAUUUUAAGUAUAUGCCAACUUCCCAAAGGAUCACUGUACUUGUUAAACUUUUACUUAACAUCAAUGUGAAAAACCCAAUGAACAAUACCGAUGUCUAUAAUGAAGCAAGUUAUGCAAUUUUUGACAUUUUACGCAAUCUGACAACAGUAAAAAAGUUUGGAAAGGAAUUUUGCACUAAUCGACAUUGUUCAUUAUGUAAGGUUCCGAUUUCAAGUCAGUAGAAUUUUGAUCGUUAUGCGCAUGACUCAUUGCAUAUGUGACAAUUAAACCCACACUUCUGCUACAAGAUGGAUCAAAUUUUAUAUUUUAAAAUUACUGACCUUAAUAUAUUUCUGAAGAUGUGCAUCGAAAGUGCCUUUGCAACAUUACUAUAUUAAAUAAAAACUCUGAUUCUGAACAUAUUCUUAAAAUACAUUGUAUAGGAUUUUAGUAAACAUCAUUGUUGGAAUAGGCCAUAAAUUUGUCAAUGAUAUAUAAUACGCCGGUUGUCGGACUUUGAAGUAAGUUUGAUAAUGAGCUAUGAUACACUUGUUGGUAUGAAACAAGCUAUGACACACUGGUUGUUUGACUAUGAUAAUCUUGUAAUGAGCUAUGAUAUUUUUGUUAUAUGACUAUUAUGUAUUCAUAAUCUGGUAAUGUUGUUCUUGGAUUAUUUGAUAGUGAGCCAUGGUACGGGCUAUGAUGAUCGUGUAAUUUAACAAAGGUGCACUGAUUCUUUGGUAUAUUUUGGUUGUUGGGGAUGUAAUAAUCGGCAAAUGAACCUUGAUACACUU